Molecule: messenger RNA, 1571 nt
Organism: Lasiosphaeria miniovina
Lineage: Eukaryota; Fungi; Ascomycota; Sordariomycetes; Sordariales; Lasiosphaeriaceae
Exons: 3
Coding region: 497-1126 (209 amino acids)
Source: RefSeq, a predicted model, not a curated record
AGAUGAACAUGCACACCAAGCCCGGCGUCACCUGUUGCCUGGGCUGAAACAGAAUGGCGUCGGGGUUGAGCUUGGCGCUACAGGGCUUGGCUUCCCCGCUGCCACCGUGGCACAUUCCGAGUCGGGCAAAUGAGAUGCAGUGAACGGCAGGAGCUCCGAACAGAAUUAUCGGGGCUAUUCCACUCAUGACGUAUUUGUCCUCCUUCCACUGGCAGUGACACGUCCAACCAGCGCCUGCCUCGUGCAUCUUCGGCCGUGUUCAGCUACCUCUUGGAGCUGGCUGAAGCGGCUGAGUCCCGACCCCGCGACCUCGCAUCGCUAGCACAGUGGCCACCUCUCCAUUGCCUACAGAGACACACACCUAAAGAAUGCCCGCCGCGCGUCAAUUCCUUUGCGUUAUAACGGAGAUUUGGCCCCUCAAUUGACAUUUGCUGCCAUCUCGCCCUUCGACACCCAGCUCAACUCGUGAUCGUUUGCAACGAGUACAAUUGCGACCAUGAAUUCGCUUCUGCGAGCCGUCAUUUCGGCGCUGGCUAUCGCCGCCGCUGCCGUGGCCCAAGAUGUCACAUGCGACGCCCUGAUUCCCGGCUGCACCACUGGCGACACCGCCGUGUCCGUGCCCGUGUCUAGCGUUGAUGGCACCGUCAGCGCGCCUGAGCCCGCACUGACGUCCACCACGAGCACCGAUGACGGCGCCGCCACCAACACGGCGGUCUCCGGCCCGGCGCUCACCGCGUCCCCGUCGCUGCAAUCCGUGUCGGGCUGCGCGGCCGUUGUCAGCACCACGGACAUUUGCAGCACCUGCGUCACGGCCGACUGCAUCAUCCUCGCCACCAUCACCGUCAACACCAACUGCGGCUGCCCUGCUACACCUGCUACCAUUUAUUCGUCGCACCCCUGCGCGCUCGGCUGCGGCGGCCUCGGCUGCGGCACGGCCUACACCGUCGUCACGGCCACCGGCAUCGAAGGCUGCGGCGUCACGGCUGUUGGUCCCAACCCCACCGAAGCGACCACCACCAGCGGCGGUCUGAACAAUACCACUCUCGCGACGCCCUCUAAGCCGCCCACCACUGCCGUCGUUAGCUCCGCCGGCGCUGGCCGGCUGACGCCAUUCAACCUGUGGUGAUGGCGCCUUUUGCUGCUGAUGUGGGUGAUGAUCAAGGUGGUUGUUAUCUUUUGGCCUCGGGUUGGUCGUCGCAUGAUCGAAUAUGGUCCAUGGCAAAAUAUAUUCUUUUAAACUUGUAAAAUGGACGGAGCAAGAUAGAGAAAUAUGUUGCACUGCCUGCAGCUUGGUGAUGUGUCUCUCGCACACUGUGGUCUUAUGCAGUAUUCCUCUAACCUCCGACGAUUAAAUUGCCAUCGAUAGUCAAUUCAUAGGAUCAGGCUAUGAGGGAUUUGUCGGCCGACGCCGUUGCUCUUGGUAGUAGAUGCCAGUGGGCUUUUAUUGGAUCUAUUUGCGCCUCAAUGGCUGCAGGUCGAUUGUGUGGUGGCGGUGUAAAGUCAUCCAUCAGCUGAAGCCGGUCGGGCUCAUAUCUCUCACCGUGCCAUCAUACGUCCUGUUUCUACCAGAC